UGGAUGUUUGAAUAUUAUGUGUUAAAGGUGUCCCAUCUUCCCCACCAGUACUGUAUAUAUAUUUGGAAAGCUCUUCUGGCAUGAACGUAACCUACUCACAUAUAGGUUAAAACCAAAAUGUACCAAAAAUAUCGCGUUAGAUAAAUUAAGCAUACUUAGGUUGAUUUAAAAGACGCAAAGUCUUUAUAGUGCUCUAAAACAUUGCAUUUUGGCUUUGGCACCAUUAGUUUAUUGCGCCUAUAAAAUUAAUAAAAUACGUAGUAUCUUUACCUAAUUUAAUUAUUUAUUUUUUUAGUUUUAAGUUUUUUUUUACCAUCCUUAUUAGUUUGAUUGCAAACUUUUAAUAUUUUUUGUUUUUUUACAUGAAUCGUUAUUCCAGCAAUCACCAUAGCUGCGGUAUUACUUGUUACGUCAUGUUUUCGUCAUUGGAGCACGUUGAGUCAGCCUCCUUCGAUCCUUGCACUUCGGGUUCUUCCGGAAAUCUUCGGAGAAUUUCGGAUUCCCCGCUUCAUCUUCAGGAUGCUGCAGAACUAUCCGACUUAGGGAAUUUUCGGAGCGUUUCGGAUUCGAUCUCCGAAACUUCUCGUUCGUCGGAAAACUUUGAUGAGUCACUACAAAACCACCCGACUCACGAUGACGAAAUAUCUUUUCUACCGUGGGAAAAUAUAAACCCGGAAGUAUUUCGAAACGACCAAAUCGAAAUAAGCGAGCCUGAUCCUAAUAAUGCUGUUUAUGACGCAACAAACUUUGACAAUGGCCACUGUUCCACUCAAUUCGACACCCUUAUACGUCACAACAGCGAUUGUUACGUGUCAACGCGUGAAUUAUCACCAAACAAUGAAUUCAACAAUGAGGUUUUGGGAUGUGAUAAUGACGUCAUAAACGAUGGACGCUUCGAUGAUUGGAAAUCUGGAAUUCAAGUGAACGAAUGGAACGAACCGCGAGAUGACUCAAACAUUGCUUCUGCCCCACUUCCGCUCGCCCAAGAUCCUCACCCACCAAUCAUAGACCUUACUCACUCCCCACGUAACCACAGCACUGACCGCACGGAGGCGCCACAGAGCAGCAUUCCCAGCAGCUACCACCUUUUAUCAUUGAUGAAUGGAUUUUCAUGCAGCCAACCCCCAAACUACCCACCUAUCCCAACAAACCACCAACCACACUUUCUACCGUUCAAUCAACCAAUCAACCACCCCGGUAUUAACCAAAACACUGCGCCACAACAAGACCUAGAAAACUUUUACAUCCACAACCAACCUAACCAACACCAUACGAGUCAUAACAACCAUUAUAUUCAAGAUAACGAAACAAAAUGGCCGCCAAAUAUAGCACACAAAUCGGAUCAAAUCUCAAUCGAUCUCGUAAAUAAAGAACUUUGGCGAAAAUUCCACGAAAUUGGGACCGAGAUGAUCAUUACCAAGGCUGGCAGACGAAUGUUCCCAUCCAUCAAACUGAACUUUAAAGGGUUGGACCCAACGUCUAUGUACAUCCUAGCUAUUGAUAUAUUGCCAGUAGAUAACAACAGAUACAGGUACGUCUACCAUAGCUCCCAAUGGAUGGCAGCAGGCACCACAGAAGCAAGCACCCCACCUCGAACUUACGUGCAUCCUGAUUCGCCAGCGUCUGGUGACGUAUGGAUGAAACAGCCAAUCACAUUCGACAAAUUAAAACUGACCAAUAACGAACAGAACAACAAGGGUCACUUGAUCCUGCACUCGAUGCAUAAAUACCAACCUCGUAUUCAUCUCAUAUCGUGCGGCAAAUUCCCCAAGUAUGACGUCAUCAGUUACGUACCCGCCGUCGGGAGGAUCGAUGACGUCAUUCGUGAUGACGUCAUGACGUUUGUGUUUCCCGAAUGCGCCUUCACGACCGUGACAGCUUACCAGAACCAACAGAUCACACAACUUAAAAUUGACAGGAACCCUUUCGCUAAAGGUUUCAGAGACAGCAACAAAUCUUGGAAACCUCGAAGCAGCAGCAAUAAUGAAAGACAAACGGCCACAAAACGGCAGUGGAGAGUUAAAACUACGUCACAAUCACCUGUGAUGACGUCAAACACAACUGAUCAUAUAGUUUCCCCAAUCCACCCGAUGAUCAACACGUCAUCCCACCCUCCUAUAAAGAGGAACAAACUUCAUUUAGAGCAAGCAUUCAACGAACCGGACUUUGUCUUUCCUUCCAUCUCGCCCGAUUAUUGCGUCACAAAUCUUGACAAUGACGUCACAUGCAGUGAACUCCCUUACCAGAGAAAUCCCGAUGACGUCAUUAAACCUUCGGAUUCCGGCUAUGACGCAUGUCUGACGUCACAAUCGUUUUUGAGGCCGUUCGAUGUAAACGCUUUUAACCCGUUACAGGGGGAUUUACCCCAAACUGAGAAUGCAGCUUCGUUUAUUGACGAUUUUGAGUUGGAACUCAGUACUAACGGAACAAAUAGUGACGUCAAGCAUAACGAAAGCGAGUAUUACGUCAUUUCAACGUCACAUUCCGAAAAUGACGUCACGGCAAACCUGACGUCAAAUAAUUUAGAAUAACCGAAGUUUCUAUUUUCCGCUUUGUUUCCAUGCACAUUUUUAUUUUAAAUAUGAGAAUACAAACUGUCUCAACAA
Molecule: messenger RNA, 2606 nt
Organism: Ciona intestinalis (vase tunicate)
Lineage: Eukaryota; Metazoa; Chordata; Ascidiacea; Phlebobranchia; Cionidae
Source: RefSeq, a predicted model, not a curated record